AUGGCCCCCAAGCCCGCUUCCACUGCCGGAAAGGCCCCCGCAUCCACCGCCUCUAAAGCACCCGCUAAAUCCACCGAGGGCGCGAAGGCUGCUAAGAAGACUUCGAAGCCCGCUUCUGCAGGCGGUGAGGACGGGAAGAAGAAGAGGAGAAAGACUCGCAAGGAGACCUACUCAUCUUACAUCUACAAGGUCCUCAAGCAGGUCCAUCCAGACACUGGUAUCUCCAACAAGGCGAUGGCGAUUCUUAACUCGUUCGUCAAUGACAUUUUUGAACGCAUUGCGACGGAGGCAUCAAAACUUGCAUCGUACUCCAAGAAGUCCACCAUCUCUUCGCGGGAAAUCCAGACCGCUGUCCGUCUCAUCCUGCCAGGGGAGCUCGCGAAGCACGCUAUUUCAGAGGGUACCAAGUCAGUAACGAAGUUCUCGAGUGCGGGAGCGAAGUAG
This is a messenger RNA of Postia placenta MAD-698-R-SB12, 444 nucleotides long. RefSeq lists its product as hypothetical. Gene Ontology annotation, cellular component: nucleosome. The transcript is spliced from 4 exons. Gene Ontology annotation, biological process: nucleosome assembly. The record is from RefSeq and is a predicted model, not a curated record. Gene Ontology annotation, molecular function: structural constituent of chromatin; DNA binding; protein heterodimerization activity. NCBI's taxonomy places the organism in Eukaryota, Fungi, Basidiomycota, Agaricomycetes, Polyporales, Adustoporiaceae. The coding region runs from base 1 to 444 and encodes 147 amino acids.